AUGUGCCCCCAGGGCGAGCAGAUCUUUUACCUGGCUCGGCCCUCGGCCGCCAACCUGGCUCUGUUCGAGGCGUGGAGCAGCUCCCGGAACCAGCCCGAGCUGUUCUUCGGGGACCAGGUGGAUCGGUGCUUCCGCUGCCACCUGCGCCAGGGCCAGACCCUCUUCAUCCCCACAGGCUGGAUCCACGCCGUGCUGACCCCCGUGGACUCGCUGGCCUUUGGGGGGCACUUCCUGCACAGCCUCAACAUCGGGAUGCAGCUGAG
Molecule: messenger RNA, 263 nt
Organism: Pseudopodoces humilis (Tibetan ground-tit)
Lineage: Eukaryota; Metazoa; Chordata; Aves; Passeriformes; Paridae
Source: RefSeq, a predicted model, not a curated record